Messenger RNA from Malania oleifera, 3131 nucleotides. RefSeq names its product WPP domain-interacting tail-anchored protein 1. Bases 156 to 2309 code for a protein of 717 amino acids. The record is from RefSeq and is a predicted model, not a curated record. Lineage: Eukaryota; Viridiplantae; Streptophyta; Magnoliopsida; Santalales; Ximeniaceae. The transcript is spliced from 5 exons.
AUUAUUAUAUCUUAACUAAUAUAUAUAAAAGUUUUAACAGCUAUCACAUCUGCAUUCCAGGGCGGUCCCUGUAUUCUGCCUGGGGCUCUUGAGAAAACCCGCCAAAUUGCUCAAGGUUACGGAAUUGGGACCAGCAGAAUCAGUGGACGGCUGGAAUGGAUGGUGAUUCUGUUCAAGAUAAAACUAUUUCUUUUGACGAUGUCAGUCCUGAGAACCCAGAGAUGAAGAAUGCUGAAUUACUUGAAGGGAUCUCAUCUGAUGGGGAGGCGAUACAAGAACUAGGAAGUGCUGGGGAGGCUGUAUUAAAAGUUGAAUUAGAUGUCGCAUGUUCUUCGGAGAAAUUGGUUAAUUUGAAUCUACUUAUGAUGCAUGUGGCAGCAAGAGAAAGUGAUAUUGAAGCCUUAGCAUCUGAGCAAGAACAUGGAUUGUUUGAUUCCACUGAGAAGGCAUUUGAGCUUGAUCUUUUAUCUGGAAUUUUAGAUUCAGAGGUGAGAGAACUGGAGUACUUCAUGGCUGAUAUCCAGACAGAAAUUGUCAAUGCCCGCAACACAAUAUCUUCAUGUCAACUCCUGGGAGACUCUUUCGCUGAAAUGGAGGAAAAAUUACAUGAUUCUGAAGAAUCAUUGAAGCAGUCACAAGAGCAGGUCUCAGAAAUGAGAUUGCAAUCAGAUGAGUUCCAGAAGACCUUAGGCUAUGGCAGAGAAGAAAACUGGAAUAAUGACAAGGAUGUGGAAGUUUCACAAAAUGGACAGUCCUCAAAUGUCUAUGCGAGGAUAAAAAUUCAAACUGCAGAACAACAAAGACGUUUUUUGAAGAUGCUGGAGAAAUCUUUGGCGAGAGAGUUGGACCUUGAAAAGAAGUUAACAGAAUCGAGACUAAUUGAAGAAGAACUGAAACUAAGGCUACAGUCUUCAGAGCAAGAAGUAUUUUGCAUGGAAGAGGAAGCCGUAGUUGUUUGGGAAAGGGUGUUUGAGGCUGAUAAUACUGCUGAGGUCCUGAUGGGAAUUUCAAAAGACCUAAUUGGUCAACUCCAGAUAUUUCAAUUUAAUUUGAAUGGUUCUGCUCAGCGAGAAGGGGAGUUCAAAAUGCGGCUUCAAGAUUGCACGGAACAAUUGAAAGUCAAAGAAAGUGCUUUGCAGAAUCUAGAAAGCAGUAGUCAAGAGCUUCAUGACUUGCUCUCAGAACAGACAAACAGUCUUAAAGCAAGUUUGAGGGAAGCUGAAGACAAAUUGCUUUCAGAUUCUGAGGCUCUCACUUUGAAAGAGAAGGUAAGUUCACCUGAGAAGCAACAGAAAGAAUCCGAGUUUCAGUUUCUGGGUCGAAAGGCUUCUUUAGAUGGAUGCUCGGAGCAGCAUAAUGUUUUAUAUUCUGAUCUUAGAGAAUUGAAAAAGGUUGUUGGGGAUCUGAAAAAAAAGUUUUCUGAAGCCGAAAGUAGGGCUAAGAGUGCAGAAGCCAGGUGUGAAUUGUUAACAGAGACUAAUAUACAACUUAAUAGGGAGCUGGGUCUUCUUAAAGAAAGCGGUGGUGCCUCUGAGAAGGUGGAUUUACUUGAGAGGCAGUUGAGGGUAUCUGAUAUUCAGCUGCAGCAGGCAGUGGCGUCUGCUGAAGCAAGUGAGGAGAAGCAAAGCAUGUUGUAUUCUACAAUUGAGGAUAUGGAAAUUUUAAUUGAGGAUCUGAAGUCAAAGGUUUCAAAAGCUGAAACUCGGGCUGAGAGUACUGAAGAGAAGUGUAUUAUCUUGUCUGAAUCUAAUGCAGACCUAAAUGAGGAACUGAGCUUUCUGAGGAGUAGAAUGGAAUCUUUGCAGAUAUCUCUGCAUCAAGCAGAGAAAACAAAAGUGGCAACUGCAAAGUGCAUCAAUCUUCGAACCAAAGUAAUAACAGAUUUAGUCAUGCAGCUGGCAGUUGAAAGAGAGCGUCUUCAUAAGCAGAUGUCUUCCUUAGUGAAGGAGAAUGAUGCUUUGGUAGAGAAGUUACAAGAAGUGAACAGGGAUCCUUCCAUGGUAAAAAGUCAGGGUCGUGGAGGAAAUGGUGGAGAGUUUUUGUAUCCUGAGCAUGAUUUUACCACUAAUUAUCCAAAAGAAAGCAAAGAAGUAAAAGAAUUCUUGGCUACCAAUGUUGAGACAGACCAGGUGCAAAAUGCAUCUGUGGUUGAGACUCAGGUCAGGUCUGCAGAUUCCACAUUCAAGCUCAGUACUGUUAGAACGAUACAUGCAGGGCUGCUUGACUUCAAGCAUGUUUCUAUGGCAGUUCUCAUCUUACUGAUUUCUGUGGCAUUUUAUUUGUUUCAACAAGCAAACAGCCCAUUUUGAUGCUUUUGGUGAAAAGUUUUUAUCAGUCUCACCUGACCAAGGGGAAAUUCUCAUCAACUGUCCAUUUUGGAGAGCCUAAUGUGGCUCUUGUAUGCCCCACUUGCUGAUGAUCUGCAAGCUUUUUAAGAAGUCUUAGUUUACACGCAUUACAUUCUGCAGAAGGAGACGGCCUCUUGCAUGUUUAGAAGACAAUUGGGUACGCAGAAUACCUAUUUACAGAGACGGCAGGCAGCUUUACUGGAGAUUGUUGGUCUGUCUUGUACCAGUUGCAGCUUAGGGGUGCAAUUGCUGUUAGAUCAAAAAGUGAAAGUUUCAUUUAGAUAAUUCUUCUCGUCAUCCUAAUGCUGACAGAAAUAUAUUUUGACAGCAGGUUUCUGGUGUUUCCAGACCUAAUGGUAAGGGGAAAGUUCCUUAAUGUUGGCUCUGCGUACUUUUCAUGCUGAAAUACUCUGAUCAAGUGUUGUAGUACUUAAUGUUUGAAGGGGUGAAGUUACUGUAGUGGGAGAAAAGCACUCAGUUUUGUUGGCCUCUAGCAAUGCUGAGCAAUGAAAACCUUUGGCUCAUUCCACCACGACGUAGAUUCUUAUUUUGUUGUUGUUUCUUUUUGCUUGUAUUUCUAUGGCAUUUGCAACUGGUUCUGAGGGCAUGGUGUUUUGAGGGAAAUUUGUGGAGAUGGAGAGGGGACUUGUGUCAUCUGCCCUCCGUUUGGAUCUUCCUAGUGUCGUUGCAUGCUUAUAUUCCAGGCAGACUGAACAUCGCGCAAGUUCUCAACCAUGCUAUUUAUGCAUCUUAUAUUUUAUUAUCGCACAUAUUUUGGCAAAA